Molecule: messenger RNA, 2101 nt
Organism: Paraphaeosphaeria sporulosa
Lineage: Eukaryota; Fungi; Ascomycota; Dothideomycetes; Pleosporales; Didymosphaeriaceae
Product: DNase I-like protein
Exons: 2
Coding region: 185-2020 (611 amino acids)
Molecular function (GO): catalytic activity
Source: RefSeq, a predicted model, not a curated record
CUGCCAAGCACACUUCGCGCAGCUCCGCCGUCCAGCUAUCGACACUUGGGUAUUAUCGUUUCCACGAGCAGCGCGGCCAGGCCGGAAUCACGACGUUUCCCGCGGCCGCGUCUGGGCAUCAUGGAGUAUAAGAGCAAGGAUCGCCCCAAGGGAGGGAAGGGCAGAGCAUAUCGGACUCGCUACGAUGGCUACUCUCGUUCGCUUGGUUGGCCUCGCGGCUUCGGUUGCUGUUUCUACUGCGUUGACUAUCGCUGAGAUCAACGGCAAUAAGUUUCUAUCGCCUUACAAUGGACAGACCGUGGCCAACGUCACUGGUAUCGUGACUGCGAAGGGACCGGAUGGUAUCUGGAUUCGCUCGACUCAGCCGGACCGCGAUGCGAGGACCUCGGAAUCUCUCUACGUGUUUGGCGCCAAAUUUGCAACGGCCAACAACAUCACUGUUGGAGACGCCAUCUCGGUGGGAGGAAAGGUGUCCGAGUACCGCUCAAGCAAGGCUUACGUAUACCUGACCGAACUCGCGAGCCCUACCUUGGAGGAGAAGCUGUCGUCGGGAAAUCAGGUGAAAGCCCUCGUCAUCGGAAAGGACACCACCGACCCCCCGACCCAGCAGUUCAGCAGCCUCGACGGCGGCGAUGUAUUCGCGGUGCCGAAUAACGUCUCCCUAAUCUCAGUCGCAAACCCCGUUCUGCAGCCCAAGAAGUACGGCAUGGAUUUCUGGGAGAGCUUGUCCGGCGAGCUCGUGACGGUGCGGAAACCCACUGCGAUCAACAAGCCCAACAACUUCGGUGAUACCUGGGUCAUCGGCGACUGGAAAGUCACUGGACGAAACGGCCGCGACGGUCUGACGCAGGACGGCAAAGAUGCAAACCCAGAGACCAUCAUCAUCGGGUCCCCCCUCGACGGCACGUCGAACCCGUCUACAACCAAGCUGGGCGACUCCCUCGAGGAGAUAACAGGCAUCGUCACCCAGGCCUUCGGCUUCUAUCGCAUUCUCCCCACCACCGCCCUCAAAGUCAAGAAAUCCCAAAAUCCCGCACUCCCCUCGGCAACAAAGCUGCAGUCCGACGGCCAGUGCAGCGGCCUCACUUUCGGCGCUUACAACGUCGAGAACCUUUCCCCAAACAGCACGCACCUCCCCGCCAUCGCCGCCCACAUCGUCGACUACCUGCGUUCUCCUGACCUCGUCUUCCUCCAGGAGGUCCAAGACGACAACGGGCCCAUCAACGACGCCGUCGUGUCUGCGAACCUCACCUUAUCUACGCUCGCCGCGGCAAUCGCUAGCAUCGGCGGCCCGCAGUACGCCUUCACGGACGUCGACCCCGUAGACGACAAGGACGGUGGCGCGCCCGGCGGCAACAUCCGUACCGCGUACUUCUACAAGCCGUCCCUGAUCCGCCUUUUCAAGCCCAACGCCGGCGGCUCGCUCGACGCCAACGCCGUGCUCCCCGGGCCGAGUCUGAAGUUCAACCCAGGGCGUAUCGAUCCAACAAACGAGGCAUGGACCGCGAGCCGCAAGCCGCUGGUCGCGCAGUGGGAGGUCCUGGGGAAGAAGGGCAAGAGCGAGGGGGUGUUUUUCACGGUAAAUGUGCACUUUGGGAGUAAGGGGGGCAGUAGCAGUAUCCAGGGGGAUGUGCGACCGCCGGUCAACGGGGGCGUGGAGGAUCGCCAGGCGCAAGCCGAACUAACCGCGAACUUCAUCAAGUCCAUCUUCGCGCAGGACAAACACGCGCGCGUCAUCACCGCUGGCGAUUUCAACGAGUUCAUCUCCGUCGCCCCGCUGCAGACCUUCGUCGAUAUCUCGGGUCUCAACGACCUCGAUGCCGUGGCGGGGAUCAAGCCCAGCGAGCGGUACACGUAUCUGUUUGACAUGCAGGCGCAGCAGCUCGACCACAUGUUCGUGUCGGACUCGUUGAAGAAGAAGGCCAAGUAUGAGCAUGUGCACAUCAACACGUGGGUGGACAAAGCGGCGCAGAUUAGCGACCACGAUCCUAGUGUUGCGAAGUUGGACGUUUGCUCGUAGGGGCGGAGUUUGGGUAUGCGACACGGAAAACACCACGUAAAUAACCAAAAUGUGCCUGAAAUUUCAAAAGUAACUUCAGCU